GAAAUCGGCUGGAGCCACGCAGCCGUGCCGCAGUCAUGCUCCGCCCGCCCUACGAGUAACACUCGCACGGAACCAAUGUGCUCCCCCGUGACUCCGAGUGCGGUGAUACCGUGUGCUACUAAUGUGUGAGGAUGUCGCAGGCCGCGGGCGGCAAAAAGGGCGGCAAAGGCCCGCCAAAGAAGAACACCGAAGAAGACAAGAACGCACCUGCGAAGCCUGCAGAAGAGAAAGACGAAACGGCCUCGAACAAUGGAGAGAAGAAGGAAGUCAAAGAAGUCAAUGGAGCGGAGGUGGUCAAGCCGCCCAGUGCCGGUGUCAACAUUCGCGACGUGGCCGGGAAGAUCUUGACCUUGGCCCAAAAAGGAGAAUGGCCGGCCGUCGAGCAAACGCUCAAGGUCUUGGAGAAGCUGGUGGCUGCUGGGGGAGAAGAUGCCAUCAGUGUCCCUAUGGCGGGGAUACUUGAUCCCGCUACGGGUAUGACGCCGCUCAUGUACGCGGUCAAAGAUAACCGGACAUCGUUUGUGGAGCGCCUCAUCGAACUGGGUUCUGACGUUGGAGCCAGAAACAAUGACAACUACAAUGUGCUCCACAUCUCAGCCAUGUACUCGAGGGAAGAUAUUGUCAAGCUACUACUCUCGAAAAGGGGAGUCGAUCCUUUUGCCACCGGCGGGAGUCGACAGCAGACAGCAGUCCACAUAGUGGCGAGCAGACAAACAGGAACGGCCACGAGCAUACUUAGAGCACUCCUGACUGCCGCUGGAAAAGAUAUACGCCUACGAGCUGAUGGAAGAGGCAAGGUCCCGCUGCUGCUCGCGGUGGAGGCCGGGAACCAGAGCAUGGUCCGAGAGCUGCUAAGCGCACAAACGGCUGAACAACUGAAGGCGACGACGCCUGCCGGAGACACCGCUCUGCAUCUAGCUGCCAGAAGGAGGGACGUAGACAUGGCCAGAAUCUUAGUGGACUACGGAGCAGUAGUCGACGCUACGAAUGGCGCUGGACAAACACCUUUACAUAUAGCCGCAGCUGAAGGCGAUGAGCCUUUAGUAAAGUACUUCUAUGGAGUCAGGGCUAACGCUGCGAUUGCAGAUAAUGAGGAUCGAACUCCAAUGCAUUUAGCAGCGGAGAAUGGUCACGCCGCCAUCAUUGAACUACUGGCAGACAAGUUUAAGGCUUCGAUCUUCGAGAGGACCAAGGACGGCAGCACUUUGAUGCACAUUGCGUCACUCAAUGGCCACGCGGAUUGCGCCAUGAUGCUUUUCAAGAAAGGUGUCUACCUACACAUGCCCAACAAGGAUGGAGCGCGGAGUAUCCACACAGCGGCUCGUUAUGGCCAUGUCGGGAUCAUCAAUACGUUGUUGCAGAAAGGGGAAAGUGUUGACGUCACGACCAAUGACAACUACACAGCUCUCCAUAUUGCAGUUGAGUCGUGUAAGCCGGCAGUGGUAGAAACUCUUUUAGGGUACGGCGCAGACGUUCAUAUUCGAGGUGGAAAACAAAGAGAAACUCCUCUCCACAUAGCUGCUAGGAUACCUGAUGGAGACAAAUGCGCGCUGAUGUUGCUAAAGUCCGGGGCAGGCCCAAACAAGGCGACAGAAGAUGGCAUGACGCCUGUACAUGUCGCCGCCAAAUUUGGAAAUCUGGCAACGCUGGUCUUACUACUGGAAGACGGUGGAGACCCUUUGCGGAAAACUAAAACAGGAGAAACGCCUUUACAAAUGGCCUGUCGAAGCUGCAUGCCAGAUAUUGUGCGACACUUAAUAGAAUUCGUAAAAGACCACAAAGGAGAAAGCGUGUCUACGGCAUUUAUAGACGCAGUAGACGAGGAUGGAGCCAGCGCAUUGCAUUACGCUUGUAAAGUUACCAAAGAAGAAGUUAAAAUACCUACAGCAGAUAGACAGGUUGUCAAAUGCUUAAUAGAAAACGGCGCAGAUGUGUCUCUGCAAACAAGGCAUAACCACGAAACGGCUUUUCAUUAUUGCGCUAUUGCUGGUAAUAAUGACGUCAUGACUGAAAUGAUCGCGCAUAUCUCAACUGCGGACGUCAGCAGAGCGCUCAACAGACAAAAUUCAAUAGGAUGGACGCCUCUUCUAAUAGCCUGUCACAGAGGACAUAUGCAACUCGUAAAUACAUUAUUAACAAACCACGCUAGAGUUGACGUAUUCGACGUCGAAGGCAGAUCCGCCUUGCAUUUGGCAGCUGAGCACGGAUACCUACAAGUAUGUGACGCACUACUAACAAAUAAAGCUUUCAUAAAUUCAAAAGCACGAAACGGCAGAACGGCUCUUCAUUUGGCAGCAAUGAACGGAUACGCACAUCUAGUCAAGUUUCUUAUUAGAGACCACAACGCUAUGAUAGACGUUCUAACCUUGAAAAAGCAAACUCCACUACAUUUGGCAGCUGCUAGUGGUCAGAUAGAAGUAUGUAAGCUUCUAUUAGAACUUGGUGCGAAUAUUGAUGCGACCGAUGAGCUCGGACAAAAACCGAUACACGCAGCUGCACAAAAUAACUAUUCAGAAGUCGUUCAAUUGUUUUUACAACAGCACCCCAACUUGGUAAUGGCAACAACUAAAGAUGGAAACACGUGCGCUCAUAUUGCAGCCAUACAAGGCUCUGUUAAAGUGAUCGAGGAAUUAAUGAAGUUCGAUAGGACUGGAGUUAUUUCAGCUCGAAAUAAACUGAAUGAUUCAACGCCUUUGCAACUAGCAGCGGAAGGUGGUCAUGCAGAUGUUGUAAGGGUUCUUGUGAGAGCCGGAGCAUCGUGUACUGAUGAGAACAGAGCCGGCCUCACUGCUGUACACUUGGCAGCAGAGCAUGGACACACUAAUGUAUUGGAUGUUAUGAGAUCAACGAAUACUUUAAGGAUAUCUAGCAAAAAGUUGGGAUUGACUCCAUUACAUAUUGCAGCAUAUUAUGGACAAGCUGAAACUGUAAGAGAACUUCUAUCUCACGUACCCGGUACUGUGAAAUCUGAGGCUCCUACGGGAGUCUCAUUGGUCCCAGUAUUAGGAGCUGAAUCUGGUUUGACACCUCUCCAUUUGGCUGCAUAUAACGGUAACGAGAACGUGGUCCGGUUACUCCUCAACUCUGCCGGUGUCCAAGCGGAUGCAGCUAGUAACGAAAAUGGCUAUAAUCCAUUACAUCUAGCAUGUUUCGGAGGCCAUAUGUCCAUAGUAGGACUUCUACUAAGUAGAUCAGCAGAACUACUACACAGUACUGACAGGCACGGAAAAACUGGUUUACACAUUGCAUCAACACACGGACAUUAUCAAAUGGUUGAGGUCUUGUUGGGUCAAGGAGCAGAAAUAAACGCUACCGAUAAAAACGGAUGGACGCCAUUGCACUGUGCAGCAAAAGCUGGUCACUUGAACGUCGUGAAACUACUUUGUGAAUCCGGAGCAUCUCCAAAAAGUGAGACCAAUCUAAAUUGCGCCCCUAUAUGGUUCGCCGCUUCGGAAAACCACAACGACGUUCUUGAAUAUUUACUCCACAAAGAACACGAUACUCAGUCACUGAUGGACGACAAGAGGUUUGUCUACAACCUCAUGGUUUGCUCUAAGAACCACAAUAACAUUCCUAUAGAGGAAUUCGUUUUGGUAUCACCGGCGCCGGUCGACACGGCUGCCAAGUUAUCGAAUAUUUACAUCAAUUUAUCGACUAAGGAAAAGGAGCGUGCCAAAGACCUUAUAGCGGCAGGGAAACAAUGUGAGGCGAUGGCGACCGAACUGCUGGCUCUAGCGGCGGGGGCCGACUCUGCCGGACAUAUACUCACUGCCACGGAUAACCGAAACAUUGAAUUCUUGGAUGUUCUAAUAGAAAACGAACAAAAAGAAGUAAUUGCCCACACAGUUGUCCAGAGAUAUCUUCAGGAACUCUGGAGAGGGAGUCUCAAAUGGACCGGCAUCAAAAUUAUGUUCCUUUUUUUCGCAUUUAUAGUCUGUCCACCAGUUUGGAUGGUGUUCUCUCUUCCCUUAGGUCAUAGAUAUCAUAAGAUUCCAAUAAUUAAGUUCAUGUCGUAUUUAACAGCGCACAUAUAUUUGAUGGUAUUAUUAGCAUUGGUAGCAAUCACACCUAUUUAUAAUUCGAUAUUUAGGGAUAGUUUAAUACCGCGAUGGUAUGAGUGGAUGCUACUCAUAUCGUUGAGUGGUCUUUUAUUAUUAGAAUUAACGAAUCCUAGUGAUAAGUCAGGGUUAGGGUGGAUUAAAAUAGCAGUUUUGUUACUAGGUAUGAUCGGGGUGGCGACGCACGUGGUGGGCUGGAUAUUCAUCCAACCUAAAUAUUGGCCAACUUUAAUGUAUUGUAGGAAUCAGUGCUUUGCUCUAUCUUUUCUAUUAGCUUGUGUCCAAAUUUUGGACUUCUUAUCCUUCCAUCAUCUGUUCGGUCCAUGGGCGAUAAUUAUAGGAGAUCUCAUGAAAGAUUUGGGAAGAUUUUUAGCAGUUUUAGCGAUUUUUGUAUUUGGAUUCUCGAUGCAUAUAGUAGCAUUGAAUCAACCAUUCAGAAAUAUUAAUAAAAGCGAAGACAAUAAGUAUGCAAGCCAAGCCAGAAGAAAACUUUUCUCAGACGAAAAUCAGCGAAAUAAACGACAAGCAUUUGUUCCGCAAUGGAUCAAACCACUGUCCGGGGAAUCAUACAGAAGAAAGCAAGGCCCUGCUGGGCCGACGUUGACACCGAUCGAGGCGUUCGAGAAAUUGUUCUUCGCCCUUUUCGGCCAGAUCACGUUGUCGGACCUCAACUACAUAUCGAACUUGCGGCCCAGUUGGACCUCCAACCUGUUCAAGUUCGUGUUCGGUGCCUACUUGCUGAUGUCGGUCGUCGUCCUUAUAACGCUCCUCAUUGCGAUGAUGUCGGACACUUAUCAACGCAUACAGGCGCAAUCCGACAUCGAAUGGAAGUAUGGCUUGUCAAAGUUGAUAAGAAAUAUGCACAGAACGAAUACGGCUCCGUCGCCCCUCAACUUGGUCACGACGUGGCUUAUGUGGUUGAUUGCCAGAUGUCGAGAACGGCUUACCAAAAAGAAGCGGCCAAGCUUAGUACACAUGAUUGGCUUGCAGAGGCAAGAUCAGUUGAGUGCGAGAUCGAAAGCAGGUGCUAAGUGGCUAUCCAAAGUCAAGAGAGGACAAGUUGUGCCGAAAGACUCGACGAGACUAUCAGUAGUCCACUUAAGUCCUCUAGGUUCGCAGCUCAGUUUCAACAACGCAACGAGGAUAGAAAACGUAGUAGACUGGGAGAUUAUAGCGAAGAAGUAUAGAGCUCUGAUGAGGGAUGAGCCUGAGGAGUCCACAGCAAAGGAAAGCGAAACGGACUCAUCUGAUGAAGUAUCAGAAAUUAUCCCCAAUAACAUAGCCGCAGCUCCGCCUUGAAAUUACGGAAAACAGUUUUAGGGGUUUUAAAAGAAAUCAAAUAACUCUAAAGGUUAUUUGUGAGUUUUAAUUGAGAAGUUCUACAUGAAAAUUUUGUACCAAAGAAUUUUGAUUUCAAUACCUUGUCACUUUAGUGUUUUUGCAAAGAAUUUAGUGUUUGUAAAUUUUGUAUUUUGUUUCCAGUUCUUAAUAAAAUUGUAAGAUUUUUUAAGUAUUUUUAUAGGCAUAUCUGUACACUCGAAUUAUCUGUCUUUACGAGUAACUGCCAGGUCUGCCUUACUAGGUAAUAAAUAUAACUGAAAAAAUACGACGAAUUCUAAUAGAACGAAUUUUGUUGAUUGAAUUAAUUAUGGAGGACAGACAUUUUUAAUACAUUUUUAAUUCAGUUUUAACUUUUAUGUUCGAUCUCAAACAUAGUACAUAUAAUUUUUUCGCGAUUCUUCAUUCUUACCCAUUAAAUGAUGGCAACAUUGUGACGUCACUUUUCUAUUAUUACAAAGCAACUUGUAUGAACGCUCCUACACUUUUAGCUCUAUGGUCGGUCCUUCAGAAAGAUUCCAUAACUUAUUAAACACAUAUAGUCUAAAUUCAAUUCGAUGACAUGUUUUCAGAAACCACACACUUAGAAAAUUUAAUUUUAUUCAAAAAAUAUCACUUGGCAUCCACUUGAUUUUAUUUUUAUUGCAUUCAUAGGUAGUAGAGCGGUUGGCCCAACUGUUGUUAAUUGGUUACCGGAGCCCAUAGAUAUACUUAGUGAGUGUCAUCACUCAUCUUUGACAGGAGCUCGAAGUCCCAAUAUGUGGUAUAUUUAAAAAAAAAAUUAAUUUUAUUUACUAAAUAAUACACAA
Molecule: messenger RNA, 6205 nt
Organism: Bombyx mandarina (wild silkworm)
Lineage: Eukaryota; Metazoa; Arthropoda; Insecta; Lepidoptera; Bombycidae
Gene: nompC
Product: no mechanoreceptor potential C
Biological process (GO): calcium ion transmembrane transport
Cellular component (GO): membrane
Molecular function (GO): protein binding; calcium channel activity
Source: RefSeq, a predicted model, not a curated record